This is a messenger RNA of Clonostachys rhizophaga, 699 nucleotides long. Lineage: Eukaryota; Fungi; Ascomycota; Sordariomycetes; Hypocreales; Bionectriaceae. The record is from the annotation of a GenBank genome assembly.
AUGUCUGAGCCUCUUGAGUCUCCGCCCUCCGGUUUUCUCACAGCUCCUGUUGAGAUCCGCUUCCGCAUCUACUACGAAGUUCUCGUCAAAGAGACCCCGGUCAAUUUUGGUUUCGAGCGCUGCCAUCUCGAUGCACCCCCCACGAUUCACCGGGAGGCUACGCGCAUUCUCUAUGCCGAGAACCUCUUCCAAUUCCCCGAUGCGUAUUGUUUCCGCCAGCCUGAGGGAGAUUGCUUCUCCUUCUACUCUGCCGUGCCCUACGUCGCGCCCUUCCUCCAACAGAUUGGGCCCAAUGCACGCUUCUUGAGGCACAUCAGCAUCAACUUCCCAAAGUCGUUCGCCUCCAGAAGACCUCCCGUACUCCAAGCCGCCUUCAUCCGAGUGCUGGAGCUUCUCAAAGAGUCUUGCACGGACUUGCGGACGGUCGAGAUAGUGUCAGAGACUCCCAAUGGCCUCCUCCCCCUCGAGAACAUUGAGCAGGCAGGACAGAUGCUGCAGACGCUCCACGAUGGCGGACUCAAGGAUAUCCCUUCACUUGAGAAGGUUGUCUUGGUUCACCCAGAACACCCUAUGCAGGAGCAGAUCGCGGCGUCCUGCGAGGCCUUGAGGCAGCACGCACCGAGCAUCAAGUGGACGGUCCAGCGCACCAAGACCCCGCCGAUGACUCGCACUAGUACAAGCUACCUGUCUUACAUCUGA